Molecule: messenger RNA, 621 nt
Organism: Knipowitschia caucasica
Lineage: Eukaryota; Metazoa; Chordata; Actinopteri; Gobiiformes; Gobiidae
Source: the annotation of a GenBank genome assembly
AUGAGUCCGGCUGGAGUCGGGCUGGAGUCCGGGCUGGAGUCCGGGCUGGAGUCCGGGCUGGAGUCCGGGCUGGAGUCCGGGCUGGAGUCCGGGCUGGAGUCCGGGCUGGAGUCCGGGCUGGAGUCCGGGCUGGAGUCCGGGCUGGAGUCCGGGCUGGAGUCCGGGCUGGAGUCCGGGCUGGAGUCCGGGCUGGAGUCCGGGCUGGAGUCCGGGCUGGAGUCCGGGCUGGAGUCCGGGCUGGAGUCCGGGCUGGAGUCCGGGCUGGAGUCCGGGCUGGAGUCCGGGCUGGAGUCCGGGCCGGAGUACUUAUUUUUAGAUUAUGAUAAUGGAAAGAGCCGCCUGCAGAAAACCCAGGAGGAGGUGGACGAGGUCAAAGUCAUAAUGUUGGACAAUUUAAACAAAGCCGACGAAAGAGCGGGAAAACUCAGCGACCUGGAGGAGCGCGCAGACAUGAUGCUGCUGAAGAGUAAAGCCUUUGAAAAGACGACUGUGAAGGUGAAGCAGCAGAAACAGUGGCAAAACAACAAAAUGAAAAUCAUCUUCAUCGGAGUCGGGAUCGCAGUGGGAGCCGUCAUUAUCGGACUCAUAGUGUACGCCAUCGUGGAAAGUGCACAGAACUAA